Anastrepha ludens (Mexican fruit fly) is the source of this 8095-nucleotide messenger RNA. RefSeq lists its product as uncharacterized. The transcript has 6 exons. The record is from RefSeq and is a predicted model, not a curated record. NCBI's taxonomy places the organism in Eukaryota, Metazoa, Arthropoda, Insecta, Diptera, Tephritidae. The coding region runs from base 4071 to 6713 and encodes 880 amino acids. Gene Ontology annotation, molecular function: potassium ion leak channel activity. Gene Ontology annotation, biological process: potassium ion transmembrane transport; stabilization of membrane potential. Gene Ontology annotation, cellular component: membrane.
AGAAUGCAUCAGUUCGGGUCGGACAUUUAACGGUGAAUGUACGCAACGCACGCCAGCGUCGCGUCGUGGCAGUAAUGUAACGCGAAAGUAGUGGGGAAACAGAAAGACAACAAGCAGAUAGUAUAAGAAAUGAAAAAACAAAAAUUAUGAAAUGAAACCAAAACAAAAACAAGUGCAAAACGCGAAAAACAAAAACUAAAUAAAAUUCUUACCAGCCACACGGUCGAAAACAAACUCAUGUGUUUACUUAUGGUAUAAACCAUUAUUAUUGUAUGGGUACGUGGGGUACGUGUGUGUAUUUGGAUAAUUAAAAAUUUAUGUUUACGCGCCUUGAAAUAUGCAGGCUGCUCUGUGCUGUUAUAUGCAGUGCGUUGCGCAGCUGAACGAAAGAGUGGCACACAAACUAGUAAAAGCGUAAGGGCAAGCAUUGAGGGUAUCUAUUAAGUGAGCGUGUGUGCGUGUGUGCAUGUGUGUAAUUGCUGUAUGGGUGCCUGUGUCGAUGCAAUCGUGUCCCCAUGCAGCUGCUGCCGUAGUACGUCAUUGCGGUCUGCCGCUAUCAUUUCCUGCCGCAACGCACUUCCCAAGGGUGAUGUUUUUAUUUUUUAUUUUUAGUUUUCUGCCUUUUUAUGGAUCUGCAAGCGUUGCAGGUUAUGCGAAUGUAGCGAUGUUCGCAUUCUCAGAGAGAACUAAAAAAUUAAGCAGCUUAAAAUACAAAAUGGUUUUUCAGGACAAUGUAGCGAACAAAAGCGAGUAAUAUCGAAAACCGCGCCAACCAACCAACCACCAACAAAAUGGCAAGCGAAAACAACUACAACAAAAAGAGUACAUGCCACGAAAUCGUACUAAAUUAAAUAUUUUCUGCAAGCUUUCAAAAAAUAUAUGAUGAACAGCAACAGUAACAAAAAGAAAGCAAGAAACAACAACAGUUUGAGAGAAAACCCAAUCAAUAUGUGGGGAAAAAAACAACGAAAUGAAUGAGCAAUCGGGCAAAGUGAGAAAGAGUCGAACGCAAACACAAUAAGCAGUGAAAAUGAGCUGCAAAUUUGAAAAAAAAAAUAAAGUGAUAUUCAGGAAUUCAUCAACAAAAGUGUGGAAAUAAUUAAAAUGAACAAAAUAGCAAAAUCGGAAAAUUGAAAAAGAAAAAAAAUAAGUUAAUUAAAGUUUAAGGGAAAAGGUUUUUGGGUAAAAGCAAAUGAGAAUUGAAGUGGAAAAAAUCGAAAAAUUUUAAUUUCUUUGAGUUUGCUAGAGUUUAUUUUUUGUUAUUGAAUUUUAAGUUAUCGUGAGGCGAGUUCAACAGCUGAAUAAGCUGAGCAUAUAUCCUAGUCCUGCUGCAUACUGCGCUGCGACAAAGCUUCUGGUUGCUUUAAAUUACUUACACGCAUAUUCCCAUUCCUCAAUUCUGAACGCUCAACACUGGCCACAGGACUUAAACCAAUACUUACCAAUUUCGAAAAUCCUACGCUUUCAGUGGUGCCCAGAACCACAAUAUGGAGCAUGGGAAUCUAUUAACACCAUUCAACACUCCUUACCGAGAAAGGCCACACAUAGGGGCAGCCUUGUGAAAACUUUCAGACAAGUGAUACAAAUUUAUAGGAGUAUGCCCAGGACUCUCAUGCUCGUACUUUAGUAGUAGUUUCGAAAUUGUUCCGCCCUUCCAUUAGAAAUGGAAUUUAUGCCUUUGGAACACUUUUUUGCCUUGACUUUAUUUUUACUGGAAAUAUGGAAAUGAGAGAAGUGUAGAGUAUGUGUCAAGUCAGAUUACUUAAUUUCAAUCCAAAAGAAAGCAUCAGUGGACGUGAGCGCAGUAAAAGAGAGAUAGGAAGAAAGUUUUGGUCAAACAUCACUAAAGAUGAUAUACUACCCGGUUUGACCUUCAGCUGUGGGGAAAAACGAAAUUGAGCGAAUGAUUUCAGCUACCACAGGUACUAGGUAGCAGCUAAUUUCACACAAAGCGUAUUCCUUAAGGGGUUAGGUGGGUUUCAGAGGUUGGAAAAAAGAAGAUUUUGACUAUUUUUUUUUAGUAUAUAAAAUCAUAUAUUUUAUUAAAACAAUUCACUAUUUCUAAGAUACAUUUAUAAACAGUAUUUUGUAAAAUUUUUAUUUAAAAAUUUCGAAAACUCAGCCGUUGGUACCUCAUCUUCUUUGACGUCUCAAAAACAAAUGCUCUUGCCGUGGACAACAUAACUCAUUAUUGGUUCAUCUAAAAUCAAAAAACGAAACGGAUUUCGUUAGUACAUGGAUAAAUCAUGUUGUUGUACGAAGGAAAAAAAAUCAAAAUUUGAAUUUUUGACAGGCUUUGAACCAAAAAACACAUUUUUUAGUGAAGUUUUCGACAUACAUUGGCUCAAAAAAAAUAGUUCUAAUUAAAAAAAAAUCCUUCGUUCAACAACUAGAUAAUGUUAUUUCAAAUAUUUGUACAAAAUUUGAACUAAAUCGCUUCAUAACCGUUCGAGAUAUCGUGUCCACCGUCUUAAAAAAUGGAGUUUUGAGAUAAACACGUAUACCUGAGAAACGCUCAACUGACGUGGCCUAAUGGGCGGGAACUUCUGAAGGGUCUAUCUCUUAGAAUUUUACUCGGAUCGACUUAAAAUUUUAGGAGAGUAUUUUAAACAUACUGUACUAUUUAAGGAGACAAAAGAAAAAAAAAUCGAUUUUUUUAAAUUUUCAAACCCACCUAACCCCUUAAAGGUGGUGUCACUAGACCAACAACCAUGUUUACUUCUUUGGAUUGUCACGGCAAAGUAUUGGCAAAGUAGAAAACAAAGAAUGAAUUCGCUUUGUUUUAUUCUGUGCUGGCAGCUAUAUGGGCAAGGCGAAAAAAAUGCCAGCUGAUUUAUCGAUACCACAUUUAAUAGACGCGGCUUGCUUUCACAAACUGGUCCAAUCAGUUGUUGUUCAGGCGCCAUCGAAGCAGCAUGAGAGGUUGAUUUGAUUUUUUUCGUUUAUCACCAACACAACCCAGUCUUUUCGUAAACAAAUCGUCAUAUCAUAACCUCAGUGACGUCAUAAAAUCAGCUGAUGCUAUGAAAUUCACUGAGAGCCAGUUAAAGGUCUCAUAUUUGCCACACCUACUGAAUUUUUUCUACCAUGAGUUGCGUCCUGAUUUUGGUGAAAUUUUCAAUGCAUAGUCCUUACUAUAAUAAGAAGGCUGUGGUAAAAGUGACGGUUUUACAAGAGACAGGGAGAAAUGGAUUGAAGAUAGAAUCCUUUUUUAUUGGAUUAGAUUUAAGUUAUGAAAUUUCAUAUCCCUGAUUUUUAGUAUAAAGUAAUAAAAGGACAUAUUCUUGUGACAAGCCGAACAGAAAACUGUCGAAAUUUCUUCUAAAACUUGGAAGUAAAAACGUUCGAGUGAUGGUCGGUGUUAUUAGAGGUCUGCAUAUGACCACUGCUGAUUAGCUGUCUCUAUCUCUAUCUCUAUUUCUUUCUUUCUGUUACUCCUUUUCUUUCCUCCUUGACUAUCUACCCUUUUACUUUCCAGAGCAUAUAAGUUGAUCGAUUUUGACCAAUAAGUGACAGUAAUUAUAAAAUAAAUUAAUAGAUACAAAUAAAAAUAAAUAAUAGAUGCAUUUAAUGUGAAAAAUCCUAAUUUAUUUUUAUACAAAAAGAACCUGCUAAAAUACGUAGUUGCUUCAUCAAAACUUGACUUGAUUUGACACUUUAAUAGGGCCAAAAAUAUUUUGGUCAAGGAAAGAAAAUGAAACGCAGAGGGGGCUACAAUGAAAUGAGCACAGCGAAUGUGCAUAAAAAAUAGAAAAGAAAAUACAAAAAAUAAGUGCGAAAAAUUCCGUGUAUAAGAAACAACUGAAAACACUGAAAAGGUAAAUCCCAAGCCGAUGGGGAAGUUGUUAAGAAAAAUGAGCAGCAGAAAAAAAAUUAAAAAAUGUGAGCCAGGAGAAAUCGAAGGACACAAUGAAUUGAAAUUUCACUAACAAGAGCUGGAAAAACAGUAGGAAAAAAUCAGCAGCCUCCGUAAGAAAAGUGAAAGCAAAACGCGUGAAACGAACUAAUACACCAAUAAACCAUUACAAAAACAAUGCUAACAAAAACGUAACGACAAAAUUUCAAACUCAAUGAACGAGAAAUUAUCACUACCCGCAGCCACACCUAUUGAACAGCUGCAACAACAACAACAACAACAACAGACCAUUGCUUGUGCGACCAUUGACCGCGCGGAUUAUCAUUACGAAUCAACGCAGCUACCACUAGCGAUAACAUACACACACGAAAGCACGAAUAGCAAUAAUGACAAAGCGAGUGGAAUUGAUGUGGGCUGUGUGGUGGAUGGCAGUAAUGGUGGAGCAGCAGCUGCAACAAUCGGAGCUGGAGGUGGUGCCAGCAGUGAAUUGUAUCGUUACGCGUCGGUAGCAAGUUUAGGCGGCGGCUCAACAAUGCCGGGUAUAGAUGCCUUCAUGGCGGGCACAUCUCCUGCUCCAGCUGGUGCGCCUCUAGCGCCACCUGCGACAAUUCUGAAAAUUAGCAACAAUGGAGGCAGUGGCAGCGGCAGCAAAGGUAGCAACUUGAACAGUCCGCACAAGCAGCAGUUGGGUGCACCACAGCGCGACAAUUUUUGCGGUUGCUUUGGCAACGGCAGCCCGAAUGAGGGCGUUGGGGUCGGCGAUAAGCAGCAAUUGCCCGCGUUGACUUUUUGGCCCGCAUUGUUUGCCAAUUUGGGGAUUUGCACGCUACUGCUCGGCUAUCUAUUCAUUGGCUCAUUUCUAUUCCUCACCAUAGAAACUUCCGGCGACGGAGGCAGCGCAGCGGGCGUUGUCAGUGAUCCAAAUGCCUGGUCAUACGCGCACAAUGCAUACAUAUCGACACAACAAGAACAAAAACCACACAAACACCCAGCUGAAACGAGUUUCGGCGGAGCGCAGUCAAAGUUAUACAAAUCCAGUGAACCGUUAUUGGAUGUGGCAACCGCAGGAGGAAUGCGCUUGCAAGGAACUACUGCUGCUGCUGCUGCUGAUGGAGAGAAGCCACAUGAAAGCAGUAUCAGUGGCAACUUCCACGUGAAUAUGCCCAAUACGAAGAGACAGGUAGCGGUGAAUAGUACGCAAACAGUUGCAACGGUUGCUGUGCAAUUUGAUGUGAUUGCAAAACCGGAAACGGAAACAUACAUUGACAACAAGCACGCCAACAAGUUGGGGCCAACGAACAGCAUGACGCCGCAACAGUCAAAUGACGCUCCGGCUGGUAUAGCUACAUACGAGUAUUCAACACUGCGACAAGCCUAUCGAGUUGCUGCUAAUACCAUGGAAGCUGCCAUUGGCAAUGACAUUAACGGCCAUGAUGUUGAUGUUGAUGCUGAGGUUGGUGCUGGUAUGGCUGAUGGGGAAGGGGUUGGCGAGGUGAUGGCUGCGGCCGAUGGUGCAUGGGUUGGGGAAAAUGUGGCGCUGAAACGUACUGUGGAGAAUAUUUGGGAUAUAACGGUUUCAUUGAAUAUACUCUACAAGGAAAAUUGGACUAAAUUGGCCGCCUUGGAGAUUAAUAAAUUUCAGGAUCAAUUAGUCAAACGGCUUGUCAUGGAUUUGACUCUAUCAACGGCGACAGGAGUAGUGGGGGCAGGUAUGCCCGCAACAACAAUAAACGAUGCAUAUUCAAGGCAACAACAACAAUUAUACUCACAACAAGAUAACAUUGAACAACAUCAGCCAUCGCAGCCGUAUGAUUAUCACAACAUGGAACCGGCUACAAAUAAACAUUACGGCAAUGAUGCAGCUCAACAGCGUCAACAACAAAGACAACGUGAACGUUACUGGCAAUUACAAGCGGCUCGACAACGUCAGUGGCAAUUGCAACAGCAGCAACAACAAUUUGAGUGGAAUUUCGCAACGUCGUUUCUGUAUUCACUUACCGUGGUGACGACAGUGGGCUACGGCACCAUUACGCCACGCACUACACUCGGCCGCAUGGUCACCAUUGCGUAUGCCACAAUUGGCAUUCCACUCACGUUGGUGUAUCUCUCGAGCAUCGGCAGCAUUUUGGCAAAAUUAGCCAGCGGCUUUUGUGAGCGUCUACUAUGUUGUUGUUUUUGUCGUGCGUCUCCCAAUAAACGUCAUACAAUUUGUGGCUUUAGUCGACAACAGGUCUCGGAUAAAAAAUGUAAUCUCAAACUGCAACAGUUACAAAAGCAUCAUCACCAACAACAGCAGCAGCAGCAGCAUCCGUCGAACUCAGCUCAGUUGGCUCAACAACAACAGACAACGCAGUCUACACAAUCGGCACACUUGCCCUACUGCUACGUGCGUCCCCCAGCUGAUGAUUCACUUAGCUAUGCUGAGCACUCACCACUCUCUGCGCAUUCCGGCACGCGCAACAGCAGCGCGCAUACACUACGCUGGUCGUUAGCGCUGCCGCUUGGCUUCUGUGUGCUGCUGUUAUUGUCGUACGUUGCCUUCGGCUCGCUGGUUAUUGCGCUAAUGGAGCAGUGGCCUUUCUUCGAUGGCAUCUAUUUCUGUUUCAUGAGUUUGACGACAAUUGGCUUUUGUGAUCUACUGCCGGGUGCGCAUGUGCGCCCUGCCACCACCGCCUCCACGUUGGUGGUGUGGUUCUGUGCGGCGUACAUAUUGAGCGGUCUAACGCUCACAUCCAUGUGCGUGAAUUUGUUGCAUGAUGAAUUUUUGCAGCGUAUGCGUGUUGUGGUGAAAUUCAAAAAAGUUGCCACCGGCAAGAACACAGCGAAAGAGCGAAAUUUCUUUGGUGCACCACCUUGACGAUGCGGCGAAAACUGUGUGGGUGCACGUGCUGGUGGUGGCACAGCUGUUUGCGAUGCAACUUUGUCGUCGAGACUGCUGCAUGGCGAUAGCUUUCUGCGCAUGGUGGCAUUGUUUCUGCGGAAUGGAAUACGGAUGCAGCAGCGAACGAGCGGGCGAUGAAGAUGCAGAUGGGUGUGUGUAUGUGAGCGUGAGAUGCGGAACGUGUGGAUCGAUAUAUGAGAUUAAACCUGUGCCAAACGUGAUUAUUUUUUAAGUGUUAGUCGUACUUAAGUGCGUAAAAAAAGUGUGUUUCUUUUCUUUAUGUUCUUGAAAAUAAAGAAACUUCCGAUUGAUUCGUAAUUCCAUUUGAUGCCGCACAAAAGUGACGUAGUAACAACGCCCGGAGUAGACAAUGAGUCGCGCAAAAAUCUACGCCUACCCUCUACUCCAUGAGCCAUCACCAAGAAGCCGUGUGAAAACUGACACAAUUAACUCUUGGAAAUUUAAGCAGCAGACGCUGACAAAACGUGACCAUAACGAAAAUUUAAUUUCAACGUAAAUUAAGAUGUGUUUAAAACUUUGUGAGCUCCACUCCCCUCAUCGUAUCACAUCGAAUUAUUCUGCAACUUCGACGCUACCUUCAAACGCACCCGCACAUAGAGGGGGAGUGAGUGAGAGAUUAUGUCACGAGUACGUGAAUUCUGCGCUCAGUGCAGUUCAAUUUCGUGAAGCUUUGUGAAACGUGACAGCAAUGCGCGGCAACAGCAACAACAACCAGAACAACAACGUUUUCUUAUUAUUUUUAUUGCGGCGCACUAAGGAGGCAACAUCGAGAAGGCGUAGUAGGGUAAGGAAAAUGCGCAGGCGAAAGUUGACAGUUGCUUGACAGUUGACAGUGAAAGUUAAGCUGCGGUAGCUGCCACAAUUGACAACUCACAGCUGACGUAGUCGCUGUCACUGCGGUUGUGGUCGGCGGAGUACAAGUCGUACAUGCGGAAAUGGGGUAUGGUGAAUAGCAGCGGAUGCGAUGGUGCGAUGGCAAUCUUCGCCGCUGUCAUUUGCAUAUUUCAUAAUAUAUUUGAAAUGAGUGCAAGGAAAUAUACGAGUAUAAGGAAAUGUAAAUUUAAAAUUGAAUUUAAAUAUUUAUGAAAUGUGUUCAGUUGUAUUGAAAAUAUUUUAAAAAUAUGAAAUAGAAAAAAACCUGCAUUUAUUAUUUUUAAACCGUAGCGUGAAUGAACAUUAAGUUUGUUAGAGUGUGCCAGAAAUCAAUAAAUACAUCUAUAAAUAUUUGAAAUAUUAAAUUUAAAGAAUACACUAAUGUGCGUGCAAGUGUAUGUGUGUAUGUGCAAGAGCAACUUACGAAAUAAAAAGCACGAAAAUUUAAUUUUCGCAAAUAAAAA